Molecule: messenger RNA, 1440 nt
Organism: Prunus dulcis (almond)
Lineage: Eukaryota; Viridiplantae; Streptophyta; Magnoliopsida; Rosales; Rosaceae
Exons: 5
Coding region: 455-1270 (271 amino acids)
Source: RefSeq, a predicted model, not a curated record
AACUGUAUUUGAUAGCUCACGGUAUUGAUAAACCAUGUCGGCCACCUGGGAAGAGCUUUUCCACCACACAGCGAUUUUCCAAGAAGCUCUCUCCUUUUCUCUUUAAUCCAUUAUUGCCUAACUAAAACCUCUUCUCCACUAAUCCCAUAACACUAGCAUCUUCUUCUCGUUGUUUUCAGUCUGGGCAAGAUGGAAAUCAGAUAAUUAAAGAAAGAAAGCAGAGGAUCCGUCUUGGAAAGUUCCUUUCUUUUUCUAUGUAAAUUCCUCCUUUUUCCCAGUAACCAAACAGAGGUAUUUAUGUCUCAAAGAAAAGCACUUGCUUAUUAGCCGUUGAAAUUGAGAGAGCAACAACUGGUUUCCUGGUUUGCAAAUACUCGUCGUGGAGAUCAGUCUUCUUCUGAGCCAUCUUUAACACCUAGUAGUAAUCUUUACAGGCCCUCCUUGAGUUUCAGGGAUGAGCUCCUACAACUAUAAUUUUUAUGACGAGCCCAUAAAGGCUACUUCAGAAUCAGCAGAGUGGAUAUUUUUUGCCACUAUCCUUGGCCUACAGAUGUUGUCAGCUGCUUGUGAUCAGGCUUCCUCCCCAAGAAAAUCCCAGUAUGCACUGUUUGGUAUGCUGUUGGCUAUUGCAGCUGUGCUCAUUUCCAUCUGGGAGCUAACUUACAGAGGUAAAAAGGAAAGAGUUGUGUUGAGGAGAUGGGGAAUGCUCCGGUGGUUUUAUGUUCCACCUCCUCGUAAUACGCUUUUUGGUACUCUUCCUGACGUUUAUGGAUUAGCUGCUGGCAUCUCACAGUGCAUUUUCUGUAUAGUUCAGUAUGUUGACUGCCUUCGGCAUGUUGAUAAUCCUUUCAAAGCAUCCCUUUUGCCUGCCAUAUUUCUUCUGUGUUUAGGUGGUUCAAAACUAAGUAAUAACCGAAUGAACGCCAAUACCACUGAUAACAACAUCUUGAGAAAGCCUUUGGAUAGUCAGACUAUUCAUGUUCAAGAUAACAAGGACUCCAGGGAAAAUUCUUCAAGCACGGAAGAAACUUCUAAGCAUGCAACCGCGAAGUAUUAUGCACCUACAAAUAUACCAUCUCUGGAUGACCAGGAGGUUGAGAGCAACAUAGUUGGUUGCCGACGAGUGGCUAGCCAGGAGGUGCUGGCUGGCGAUGGGCACAUCGGUGGUGGCUGGGAUGAGGCGAUGGCUAAGCAGGUGCUGCAAGUGGCUCAAGAAUGGCAACAAUGGCGGUGGCGAUUGCAAUGGCGGCAACGUGGACAUUUGAUAUGACUUUGAAGUAGUGACGUUGUAUGUAAUUUUAAUUUUUUAUUGUAAAAAUAGGUACUACGUACUUUUUGGUGUUUGGCCUUAUACUAAUUAUGUGAAAUUGUAUUCCUAUCUUCCAAAUUAGUAAACUAUAUAGUGUCUUAAAAUAAAAGCUUCUUUUUAUUGAUAGAAUC